Recurvomyces mirabilis is the source of this 1839-nucleotide messenger RNA. RefSeq lists its product as uncharacterized. Lineage: Eukaryota; Fungi; Ascomycota; Dothideomycetes; Mycosphaerellales; Teratosphaeriaceae. The transcript has 2 exons. The coding region runs from base 1 to 1839 and encodes 612 amino acids. Gene Ontology annotation, molecular function: DNA binding; DNA-binding transcription factor activity, RNA polymerase II-specific; zinc ion binding. The record is from RefSeq and is a predicted model, not a curated record. Gene Ontology annotation, biological process: DNA-templated transcription; regulation of DNA-templated transcription.
AUGAGCACUACGGCGCAAGCGUGCGCCUCCUGCCACGCUAGAAAGGUCCGAUGCGAUACAGUCUAUUCAGCUCUGUCUGUGCCACAGCCAUGUACCGCUUGCCAGAAAGCGGGCACAGAAUGCAAACCUCAUCAGCGCAAGCGUCGUCGAGAGGCAUCACCUGAUUAUGCCACUAUCCAGAGCAAGAGACCACCACCGCUGAAUGAUGAUGUGGUCAGCGUGCUGCCUGCACAACACACCAUUCACAGUAGAGGCCCUGUCACAAAGGCAUCACCACAGUCAAGCUAUCUCGGUCGCUCGGAGUAUGUUCCAGCACACGUACCAAUCGACGAGGAAGAUGCAUCACGUUAUGAGGGACAUACCCAUCUCACUAGCUCGACCGAUUGCUCUACAGUCAUCUCGACUAUCCCCUCGUCCAUGAGAUCAAGCCUGGUCAAGAGUUUCAAUGACUGCUGUCGUCCAUGGAUGCCAUUGCUGAGCGAAGCUGAGGCCAUGCGUCGAGCCGACGAGGAACCAAGCAGCCUGCUGACUACGGCGAUCUUUGUUGCCGGAAGCAAGGUAUCCACCUCCCCAAAAGCCGUGGAGGUAGGCACACAAUGCUACGCUCGUGCGAGGAUGAUGUUCUUCGCGGAAGAGGAGCCAGAUGUGCUUCAAGUGAUCAUGGCUUUAAUAUUUCUCCAAUGGUGGAAUCCGUCAGGCCCUGAACAUGUGUCAAUCCACAAUAGCAGUUUCUGGCUUCGCACUGCGGUAGGACUGGCCCACCAGAUUGGACUGCAUCGAGAGCCAAGCCCGAAGGCCAUAGAUGGUCCUUUGCGUCGAGCUAUCUGGUGGACUUUGGUUUCUCGAGACUGCCAAAUAGCUACAAGCCAUGGCCGGCCUCGUGCGAUCAACAUAAUCGACUCGGACGUGAGACCUUUGGCACUCGCCAACAUUAAUGCCGUCGAUGAUGACGACAACAAUCUCUUCAUAUCCUUUGUCAACAUCACUCACAUCCUCGGUGACCUUACUGAGCAUUGUUUGAGGGGCACACUUGGUGCUCAGCAGCGGAUGACGAUCGAAGAGAGGCUCCUGCACUGGAUUAAGUCCCUUCCAACUCCCCUCCGUCUACAUGAGCGAGACACGAACCGCUUAUGUGCAUACAACUUCACAUCCCGACAUAUUCACGUCCCUUAUUUUGUUGCGAUCACCAUCCUGUUCCACCAGAAACGAUCUAACGAGUGUCCACCUAUGCCGAGUCUGCUUGCUGCUAGCUUCAUCUCGGGUAUCUUCGAGGAAUACUUGGACUGGGGCGCCAUGACCGCGGUCUCACCAGCAUCGAUUUUCUACAUCUUCACCGCAGCUUUGACACAGAUCUCCUCACAUCGCUAUGCAGGCGUAACUCCGCCAGAUAUAGCUGCAAGAGAGCUACAGAUCGCGGAGAUGUCCUUGAGCGAGCUGAAGAAGCGCUUCGCGACUGCGUACGGAGCGGAAAGAGUAGUGAGACAGACCGUACAUGCGAUGCGCAAAACGCCUACAGCGUCGUUGACACGCGCUCCAACGAUCCUGACUGAACAGGAACUGGAAUUUUUCAAGCCAUUCGGGCCUGAACUCUGCCAUCACUGGUAUGUGAUACAAGCAGCAAGAUCUGGUCUUGCGACGGCUCUGCCGAGUUGUCAAGGGUCGCCACAACAAGAAACUUACAUGACGAGACCCGAAGUGGUGCAGAUGGAUGGGAAUCUCAACAUUGACAGUAUGCCGUUCUUCGGGACGGAUGCUAUGGCGACGGACCUUGACGCCUGGCUACCGGACGAUGCAUUCGAGCGACUGUGGUGGAGGGACUGGACCUCCCAACCAGGUUGA